Messenger RNA from Oncorhynchus gorbuscha (pink salmon), 1919 nucleotides. It is a transcript of the gene ftcd, whose product is annotated as formimidoyltransferase cyclodeaminase. Lineage: Eukaryota; Metazoa; Chordata; Actinopteri; Salmoniformes; Salmonidae. Gene Ontology annotation, molecular function: transferase activity; folic acid binding. Bases 147 to 1787 code for a protein of 546 amino acids. The transcript is spliced from 13 exons. The record is from RefSeq and is a predicted model, not a curated record.
UAAAUGUCCCGUUUUGGGGGAUGAAGAGACAGACUGGAUGGGUUGGUGUGUGCUCGUGGAGCAGAGCGAAAGGGGGAAUACACUUCUGCCUUAAAUUGGUCUGAGUCCUUGUCUCGGACGACCCAACUCUGUGACUAUUACGCAUCAUGGCUAAGCUGGUGGAGUGUGUGCCCAACUUCUCAGAGGGCCGGAACAAAAAGGUGAUUGAUGCCAUAGCAGAGGCCAUCUCCAGCACGGAGGGAUGCAGUCUGCUCGACGUGGACCCUGGAUCCUCCACCAACCGUACAGUCUACACCUUUGUAGGCUCGCCACAGGCUGUGGUGGAGGGUGCACUGAACGCUGCACGCACUGCCUUCCCACUCAUUGAUAUGACCAAACACUCAGUAUGUACGUUUGUUGUAGGGGAGCAUCCACGGAUGGGCGCCAUGGACGUGUGUCCCUUCAUCCCUGUCCAGAAUGUCACUAUGGACGACUGUGUCAACUGUGCCAACAUAUUUGCCCAGCACUUAACAGAUGUGCUGCAUGUACCUGUGUAUCUUUAUGGAGAAGCAGCGAGGAAGGAGAACAGGAGAUCUCUUCCCUCUGUCCGGGCAGGGGAGUAUGAGGCCUUGUCUGAGAAAUUGAAGAGGACAGAGUGGGCUCCUGACUAUGGCCCUGCAGCCUUCGUGCCCUCCUGGGGAGCUACAGUAGCAGGCGCUCGCAAAUUCCUGGUUGCCUACAACAUAAACCUACUCAGCACCAAGGAACAAGCCCAUCGGAUUGCACUAGAUAUCCGGGAACAGGGCAGAAGCAAAGACCAGCCGGGUCUGCUGAAGAAGGUGCAGGGAAUGGGCUGGUACCUGGAAGAGGCGAACAUAGCCCAGGUGUCCACCAACAUCCUGGACUUUGAGCUGACGCCCGUCCACACUGUUUACGAAGAGAUCUGCAGCGCUGCCAAGGACCUGAACCUGCCAGUGGUGGGCUCUCAGAUUGUAGGCAUCAUGCCUCUGAGAGCCGUGCUGGACUGUGCCGACUUCUACAUCCAGAGAGACAAGCUCUUCAUUGUGGAGGAGGAGCACAAAGUCCGUCUGGUCAUCAGUAAACUUGGGCUCGAUUCACUUGGGCCUUUCGACCCCAAAGAGAGAAUCAUAGAGUACAUGGUGGAGAGGACUGAGGAGGACAAGCGUCUGGUGUCUCUGUCUCUGCAGCAGUUUGUCCGCAGCGUGGGGGCCAGAACCGCUGCUCCGGGAGGAGGGUCAGUCUCUGCUGCCGUCGCUGCAAUGGGGGCUGCUCUGGGAGCCAUGGUGGGUCAGAUGACCUAUGGGAAGAGGCAGUUUGACAGCCUGGACAGCAUCAUGAGGAGACUCAUCCCUCCCUUUCAUCAGGCCAUGAAUGAACUGCUGGUCAUGGUGGACACAGACUCCAAGGCGUUCAGUCGCUACAUGGCUGCAUUGAAGAUGCCAAGAAACACAUCAGAUGAAGUCAAAAGGAGGGAAGAUGCCAUGCAGGAGGGUCUGAAGCAAGCCGUGGCGGUCCCACUGUCUCUGGCUGAACGAGUCAACCUGCUGUGGCCUUGUCUAAAGGAAAUGGUGCUCUACGGAAACGUGGCCUGCAAGUCUGACCUCCAGGUAGCAGCUAAAGCCCUGGAAACAGCAGUGUUUGGAGCCUACUACAACGUUGCGAUUAACCUCAAGGAUAUCACAGAUGAGUCCUUCAAAGUGACUACUCAACAGAGAGCGUCAGCUCUGCUUACUGAGGCCAGGGAGAGUGCUAAUGCAGUCCUGGAUGCUGCAGAGAGAAAAGAUUGAAGAAGUUACCACAUUACUAAAGCACCACCCACUGCCUGCCUAAGCCUCAAACCAGGCUUUCAAAACCAUCAAUUCUCAUAACACUUUACAAAAUAAACUGGGUUCACUCAAAUAAAUGCUUGAUCAACUACU